UCCGGAGAUGAAUCGGAGCGGAUGCAAAGUGCUUUGAAUGUAAAACAUUUGAUUCUAAAGACUCAAAUGCAUCCAUAUGAGCUUUGUGGAAUUGAAUUCUUGCUCAACAGUUGCCCAUUGCUUGAAAAACUUACAUUGGACAUAAGUCCACAAGUUAUAUUUGAGGACUAUGGACUUCCCUAUUAUAGAGACCUUGCGAGAUUUUGGCAAACGCGUCGAGUGUUUCCUCAAUGCUUGCAAAAUACUUUGAAGGUGGUAGAAGUAAUUGGAUUGAGAGCCACAAACGAAGAACUUAUGACUUGUUGCUUUCUUAUGCAAGGAAAAGUUUUGGAACAGAUUAAUAUUAAGUUGUGGAAUGAAGAUGGAAAGGUGGAAUAUCGCCAUGGACGUGCACAACUUUUAGUCAAUGCUCCAAAGCGUUCAAAGAAUUUGCGAAUAUCAAUUGAUUGACGAUAGUGUUGAAU
This is a messenger RNA of Medicago truncatula (barrel medic), 464 nucleotides long. Its product is annotated as putative F-box/LRR-repeat protein At1g56400. Bases 22 to 450 code for a protein of 142 amino acids. The transcript is spliced from 2 exons. Lineage: Eukaryota; Viridiplantae; Streptophyta; Magnoliopsida; Fabales; Fabaceae. The record is from RefSeq and is a predicted model, not a curated record.